CCUAAAAUACAAACUAUCUCAGCGCAGUUGAUGAUUGGCUGUAAUAAUAUUUCACGUACCCUAUGGACCAAUCAAAUGUCUAUAAAUUUGAUAUCACACAUUGAUCUUCAAUUUGACUUUUUUAUGUCCACUGAAAGCAUACUCAUUCCACUUAUCGUCCCGGCCAGUCUCGUCCGUUUUAGAUCCCGCGAGCAAAAUUGGAGUGUUUCUCUGUAAAUUUGAAGAUAUACAUUUAAAGAAAAUAAAAAAUGGGCCGUAAAUUUGUUGUUGGUGGAAACUGGAAGAUGAAUGGUGACAAGAAUCAAAUCAAUGAAAUCAUAAACAAUUUGAAGAAAGGACCACUAGAUCCCAAUGCUGAGGUUGUCUUGGGAAUUCCUGCUAUCUACCUUGCAUAUGUUAAAAGUAUUGUACCAGACAAUAUCGCUGUGGCUGCACAAAACUGCUGGAAAGUGGCAAAGGGUGCUUUCACUGGUGAGAUUUCACCAGUGAUGAUCAAAGAUAUUGGUGUUGAUUGGGUAAUUUUGGGACAUUCUGAAAGAAGGACUAUUUUUGGAGAGAAAGAUGACCUUGUUGCAGAAAAGGUUGCCCAUGCUUUAGAAAGUGGUUUAAAAGUGAUUGCUUGCAUUGGUGAAACCCUAGAGGAGAGGGAAGCAGGCAAAACAGAGGAGGUGGUGUUCAGGCAGACCAAGGCUCUUGUUCCAGCCAUCGGGGACAAGUGGGACAAUGUUGUGUUGGCCUAUGAACCUGUCUGGGCUAUCGGCACUGGAAAAACUGCCAGCCCUCAACAGGCUCAAGAGGUGCAUGCUUCGCUACGCAAUUGGUUAUCGACCAACGUGUCUGCCGAUAUCGCCAGCUCAGUCCGCAUUCAGUAUGGAGGCUCGGUGACAGCUGCCAAUGCGAGGGAGCUCGCCGCUUGCCCAGACAUCGAUGGCUUCCUCGUCGGCGGCGCCAGCCUCAAACCUGAGUUUGUAGAUAUCGUCAAUGCCAGCAAGUAGAAGCUGAACAUAUGGUAUGAGAUGCUGUCAUGGGCCUACAGACAAUACCGCGUUUAAAAAUUGCGACCCGCGAACAUUAGUGUCUCAUCGAUCGAUCAUAGUCAAGAAACAGUGUAAUAUAAACUACUUUUAUUGCAUUAAAUGUUAAUAGAAUAUGAUAGUAUAAGACUAAGAUUGAGGGUUUCAGCACAAGUUACUGACUAAUGUUCUAAAAUAAUUUUAGGUAGUAAUCAAAACCAUUUUAUAUAUUAAUCUAAAUGGUUGACCCUCAAUUCAAGUCGAAUAAUGGGUUAUUCACUAUAUUAUUAUCACAUACAUAUAAUAUUCAACUAUAUUAAACAUUGUAAUUACGUAAAGUUUAACUUUGUCCCUUGCAUCUCUUCCCUGGCAUAUUACUGUUAUCGUAUAUCAAUAAUAUGAUACUAGGAUAUUUUCAUUUAUAACAAUAUUUUGAUAGCUUAAUAAUUUAUAAAUCCUUAUUUAAUGUGAAUGUAUUUUUUGCUUUUUCAUGAAAAAAGGAUACAAUGGUUUUAGGUGACUUUUUAAUUCGGAGGUAGCCAGAGGGCUAAUAGCUAGCUUUAAAAAAUAUUUCUAUAAACUAUGUUGUUUAUUAUUUAGGAUAAUAAAAUGGAUGAUAUUUUCAUCAUUGUGUGCAUAACACACACACUACUUCAAUGACGCCAUGUAUUGACCAAGGCUAUCAUUCAAUGUCGAGCUCUUAUAGUGAAUAACUCUUAAUACCACAUUUUAAUAAUAAUUGCAAUUAAUACUGCUGUCGCUAUUUUAUCCUUGAUAUAAUAAUAACAACUUUAUCAAACGAAGUAUGUGUCAUGUAGGUGAAAUAUAUUAUAUUAGUUAUGUAAUAUUAGAUAACUCAAUGGGCGUAAACAGUAGACAAAUAUUAAUGAAUAUUGUAUCACUAAAUACGUGUAAGACUUUAAACUUGUUGUUGUUAAAGAAGUUUAUUUAUACUAGCGUUAUUAUUGAUAUGUGUUAAUUAUAACUUUUAUCAUCUUUUGUUGCAAUUGUACACCCGCUAGAUUUACUAUUUACAACACUUUUAUCUUGCGAUUAUGUUUCAAGUUUACGUACAUAAAAUUAGUAAAAAAAUAGUUCCUUUUUUUUUCUAUGGCUACUAUUAGUCUUGUAAUCACCGCCUAAUUACAACAGGCUUGAUUAUGUCUGUGUUUAUUUCUUCUGCAAUAUUUUAAUCAUGGCUCUUGCGAUUUAUAGUCUACCUAUCUUUACGAAGGAUACUUGCAGAAAUGCAUAUUAUUUUAUUUGUAAUUUUUGUUCAUAACUUUAUAUUUCGAGCUUUUAAGUAUAAAUAAAAUAUUAACAUAAUGAAA
This is a messenger RNA of Plodia interpunctella (Indianmeal moth), 2344 nucleotides long. It is a transcript of the gene Tpi, whose product is annotated as Triose phosphate isomerase. Gene Ontology annotation, molecular function: triose-phosphate isomerase activity. The transcript has 6 exons. Gene Ontology annotation, cellular component: cytosol. The coding region runs from base 249 to 995 and encodes 248 amino acids. Gene Ontology annotation, biological process: glycolytic process; glycerol catabolic process; glyceraldehyde-3-phosphate biosynthetic process. The record is from RefSeq and is a predicted model, not a curated record. Lineage: Eukaryota; Metazoa; Arthropoda; Insecta; Lepidoptera; Pyralidae.